Molecule: messenger RNA, 787 nt
Organism: Acanthochromis polyacanthus (spiny chromis)
Lineage: Eukaryota; Metazoa; Chordata; Actinopteri; Pomacentridae
Gene: clxn
Product: calaxin
Exons: 6
Coding region: 43-765 (240 amino acids)
Molecular function (GO): calcium ion binding
Source: RefSeq, a predicted model, not a curated record
UUUUUUAUCGGCACAAGCAGACGUGAAUGCUACACGGUUGUCAUGGCGACGACAACAACAAUAACACCCCUCAGUAGUAGGGCUCAUGCGGAGCCAGUCCGUCGUCUUGCUCCAAAAAUGUCGAAAAUGUCCGCUAUGAACAGAAAAGUGAUACAAACUCUCGCUGAAACGAUCUCCAAACAAGUGGAGCACUUCAAUAAAACGGAAGCUGAGUGCCUUAUCCGAGAGUUUAACCUGCUGCUGGGGGAGCCUACCAACACUGGGAGAACAGUCCAGGGCCUGGACAGAGCGAGGUUCAGGAGCAUUCUGCACCAUACCUUCGACCUGACCGAUGACAUAAUAAUGGACGGAGCCUUCAGGGCAUUUGACAAAGACAAUGAUGGCAUUCUCAGUUUAAAAGAGUGGAUCGAGGGAUUGUCUGUUCUUCUUCGGGGAACCUUGACGGAAAAAAUAAAAUACUGCUUUUACGUGUAUGACUUGAAUGGUGACAGCUUUAUCACCAGAGAGGAGAUGUUUCACUUGCUGAAAAACAGCCUUGUCAUACAGCCAACUGAAGAGGACCCCGACGAAGGAGUGAAAGACCUGGUGGAGAUCACACUUAAGAAGAUGGACCAUGAUCAUGAUGGCAAACUGUCUUUUGAAGACUUUGAGAAGGCAGUGAGAGAGGAGAACCUAUUGCUUGAGGCAUUUGGAACCUGUCUUCCUGACUCCACGAGUAUUGAGGCAUUUGAGCAAUAUGUAUUUCAAGAACAGCUGGAACAAUAAAGAAAGAAACCAUAUUCAUGUA